This is a messenger RNA of Salvia splendens (bonfire salvia), 1233 nucleotides long. RefSeq names its product transcription factor MYB114-like. The transcript has 3 exons. NCBI's taxonomy places the organism in Eukaryota, Viridiplantae, Streptophyta, Magnoliopsida, Lamiales, Lamiaceae. The record is from RefSeq and is a predicted model, not a curated record. The coding region runs from base 182 to 799 and encodes 205 amino acids.
AUCUUCCUACGUUCUUUCCUUACGUCAACACUUUCACAAGAUAAAACCUUUGUCCUCUUUUUCUCUAUAUAUAUACUAUAAACACUGAGCUUACAUUUCUCACACAUCACUCAAAAUUUAUAACAACUAAAACAAAACACACACACACACACAAAAGGGGGAAAAGAAGAAGAAGAAAGAGAUGGUGAGGCCAUCUUCUAUCGACAGAAAUGGCAUGAAGAAGGGUGCUUGGAGCGAAGACGAGGACGAAAAGUUGAAGACGUACAUAGAGAAAUACGGCCACUGGAAUUGGAGAUUGCUCCCUAGAUACGCCGGCCUGAAGAGAUGUGGGAAGAGUUGCCGAUUGCGAUGGGUGAAUUACUUGAAACCGGGACUCAAGAGGGGAAAUUUCAGCGAGGAAGAACAACAACUCGUCGUUGAAUUGCACGCGGAGCUCGGAAACAAGUGGUCAGCCAUCGCAGUAAAGCUGCCUGGCAGAACAGACAACGAGAUCAAGAACUUCUGGCACACACAUGUCGAGAAACGGCGCAAUCCAAAUCGCGCAUCCCAGAUCACUAUAAGCACACCUUCUACCAUAGAAAAAAGUGAUUCCUCAGAAGCUACUUCUCUCUCCACGAAUUCAUCGCAAGACGAUCUUGAAUCGUUGUUGUCCAGUAUAAUCGAGGCAGAUGGUGCUCUAAAUGAGGGUUUCGGAUCAUCCUAUGGAAGCUUAUGGAAUUCGGAGAGUGAGACGUGUAGUUAUCUUGGUUAUGAUCCUCUGCUUCAGUGUUUUGACUACGAGACGGGUCUCUUUUGGUAGCAGACGAGGAGCAAGGUUUAACUUAACCAGACCGAAUUUUUAAGAGACAUAAGAGAAUAUGUAUGUUGUUGUGUAUAAAUAAUACUCCCUCCGUCCAAUAGUAGAUGCCACACUUGGGAGAUGACACGGGAUUUUAGAAGAUGUUGUUUUGUGUGUUAAUGGUGAGAGAAAAUAUAAUUUUUAUAAUUGAUGUGAGAAGAAACUUUUUCCAAAAGAGGAAAUGUGACAUCUUUUGUGGGACAAACUAAAAGGAAAGUGUGACAUCUACUAUAUAUAUAGGACGGAUAGAGUACUUGCAUACCAUAUAAAUGGGAGUUUUGUAUGUCCAAUGCACGAAGAGUUAUAAACAGUCAAGUGAUUAUGAUGUUUAAUUGUAAUUGGAAAAAAAUGAAAUUAAAUGAAAAUUUUGAGUUUGUGUGAUUUACUGAAUGAAA